AUGACCCCGAGCGACGAUAUACGAUAUACCAGUGGCGACCAGCCCAACCCCCGUGGCGAGGCAACUAUUAUCCUUGUUCGCGACCCUAAUGCGAUGAAAGGAGAUUAUAAGAAGUCCAAUGCGACGGCGACGAGCAUUGAUGGCAAUGGCUGGAUCCGUACGGGCGAGUGGGACAGUCUCAAUCCCAAAGGUACAUUCGAGUUGUUGGGCAAGGUCAAGUCAUAA
This is a messenger RNA of Linnemannia hyalina, 225 nucleotides long. NCBI's taxonomy places the organism in Eukaryota, Fungi, Mortierellomycota, Mortierellomycetes, Mortierellales, Mortierellaceae. The record is from the annotation of a GenBank genome assembly.